UGUGAAUUGUCGUGCAAGCUCGUUGCAAAAUAACCGGACUAAAUGUGCUUAUUCCGAUUCUAGAUUUGUGUUCGAUCAGAUGAACGGGACGCCACGCGGGGACACCUGCGGGACACAUGGGACCGGACUGGAACUUUUCUCCCUCUGUUGUACAUGUCGGGGUUUUGCAAGUGUGAGCUUGUGUGAGCACUCCUUCGUGAUCCGAGACCAAUCAUUUGACUGGGAUCUGUAAGUGUGUGUGUGUGUGUGUGAGUGUGUGUGUGUGUGUGUGUGUGUGUGUGUGUGUGUGUGUGUAAGCGUAUGCGUGCGAAGACUGGCUAGAAGAGGGGUUGAAGGCAACGCACCCCUCCAUUAGCGGCGGCAUAUAUUUCCCCAAACAAUUUACGCGUAUUCAGGAGGUUACACAAAAUCCGUAGCCGGGGGCGAAAUUACCGUAAUCAAUUGCGACGAGCGGGCAUGCAUCCAUCCGCUCCUCAAUCCUCUGAUUGAAUGGAGAUCGUCUCCAUCAGGCUGAUGCGCAAGUGAACAGAAGAGAGGGGCCACGAAAAUUGCUGCUGGAUUUAGGGAGCGAGAAGUCCAUGAUCAGCAGCCAAGUGAGCGCAGACACUGAUGACGGAACGCUCGGGACAUGAAGCAAGUGCCGCUCCAACAUUAGAUCCCUGACUCGAGGGUCCAAAUAGCUGUGGUUUUACACACGGGACACAGAAACUAGUAUUAUCCAGAUUUCCUUUGGGCCUUAAAAGCAAAAAAGAAACAAACAACAGAAGCAGAAAAAGAGGACAGAGAGCCACCCUGAUAGGGACAGAUGAACAUGGAUGUCCGUUACAGCCAGGAGCCGGAAGUGGGGAUGGUUCUGAAGAACGGCCUGAAGGAAAGCAAGGAGGUGAAAGACGCCCAGGGGAGCCUUUCCAAAACACUCCUGAAGGAACCCCAGGACUCCUUCUCCUCAUCCGGAGCCAUGGAAAAUUGUGAAAAGGGGCGCACGAGCGCCGGAGAUCCUGACUACUGCAGACGGAUUCUGGUUCGAGAUGCCAAAGGCUCAAUCAGAGAGAUCAUUCUGCCUAAAGGUCUGGAUCUGGACCGGCCGAAGCGAACCAGGACCUCGUUCACGGCUGAGCAGCUCUACCGGCUCGAGAUGGAGUUCCAGAGAUGCCAGUAUGUCGUGGGCAGAGAGAGAACUGAACUUGCUCGGCAGCUCAACCUGUCUGAAACUCAGGUUAAAGUGUGGUUCCAGAAUCGGCGUACGAAGCAGAAGAAGGACCAGGGGAAGGAUGCGGAGCUGCGCUCGGCUGCGCACUCGGAGACGGCGGCCACGUGCAGCGUGCUGCGUCUGCUGGAACAAGGCCGUUUGCUAACGCCACCCGGUAUGCCCGGCCUGCUGCCCCACUGCGCCAGCUCCUCGCUGGGCAUCGCUGCUAACGGAGGGUCCUCCUCCAGCAGCGGCACGAGCUCAGCCACAGCUUCCAGAAGCCCUCCACUGCCCGCCAUGUCCAGCUCAAGCACGCUAACCAGCGCUCAUCACGGGCUCUUCAGCUUCCCUAUGCCCACGCUGCUGGGAGCCGUGGCAUCGCGGAUCUCCUCCGCGCCGCUAGGCAUGGCCGGCUCGCUCGCCGGGAACCUGCAGGAACUCUCAGCCCGCUACCUGAGCUCCUCGGCCUUCGAGCCGUACUCGCGGACCAACGGCAAAGAGGACAAGAAAGUUUUGGAAUAAUGUCCAUUUUUUUUUCUUUCUUUCUCUUCAUUUCUCCACAUUUGGUUUGUUUUUGUUCAAUUUCUUUUCUCCGUGUUCUUUGUGUCAUCCGUGCCGUGCUUGUCGGUCCCCAUGUCUGUUCUUCGUGUUGUCAGAAUGCACCGGCGAGGCCUCUCGGAAAUGUGACCAAGCAGAAUUAGGACUCGUUCACCUCUCAGACAAGAGGAGAUAUUUUCCCAGCUUCUUGCACUACUUUAUAGUUUCGUCACCUUGUCAGGAAUUUGAAAGCGUGAGAAAGGCACGUAGCAAGAGGCAGAAAAAAAAAAAGAAAGUUUAACCAGCACAAUAAAUAUUUUAUUUCUCCCAUCCAUCUGGUUCAACCAGAGUUUCUCAAAGUUUGUAAACUGUUCUGCAAUUGUAAUGCUGAAAAAAAUAAUCGUCUGCCUGUUUUUUUACAAAGCUGAUGGGUGAAAAGCGACCGAAAUGUAAUUUUUUUGGCUUAAAUGAUUACAGUAAAACACACUGUCUGGUUUUCUAUUUGUGUAAUCGUAUUUAUAUGAUGAAGAUGGCAUGUAGCGGCCGCUUAUUUAUCUCUAACUGGAUUGACUUACUUACGUUUUGAUUUUCACCCGAUUUAUUUUUUUUUUACCAACACCAGCACCAGUUAAACACAGUAUUUUAUAAAUUAAUUAAUGAGUUUACAUUCCAGUCAGACUUUUCGUCCGCCUGUUUUAAAUCCUGUCGAGCCGUUCCAACUCGUCUGGUUGUCCGGUGAAUUUUUUGUGAGGGCUUUGUUUUUCUUCAUGUGCAGUUUCCCGGAGGCCAUCUCACUCGGUGUGGUUUCAGUGUCUUCAGUGAAUAAUGCAGUCUUGCUCUUCUUGCGUAUGUGUGUGAUGGUCCUGUAGUCCUGAGUUCCAUGUUUUCUCGCGUAAGUGUUCUUUCCCCCCCCUCCUGAGUUAAGUUCGAAUUUCUUCACAGUUGCUCCGAGGCCUUUGACGGAUUCCCAGAUUUUUUUUGGACGCUUUUGCAAAUGAAAAAACAAACAAAAAAAGGCACGACCCUUUAUUUUUUUUUUUUUGCCGGUUAAAUGAAACAAUGUUUUUCAACCUUUUUUUCCCCCCCACGCUGGAAAAUCCGACACGGCUUUUAACUAUGAAAAGAACAAAAAAAUAGAGCUGGAGAGACGGUACAACGGAGAGACGGAGAGAAAAAAGGCCGCUAUGGGCGAGGACGAAGGAGCGAAAAACUAUUGUAGUAUCAAAUCAAGCAAAAUGAGAAUUGUAACUAAAAAAAAAAACAAAUUGUUAUUUUAUUGUAAAUUAUUUCAUGUCUGUAAUAAAUAGAUUAGUCUAUUUGCAAAAAAAAUGCAAGCGUGAAUGUAGGGGGACGUUCCCAAGCUCGUCCCCGGUGCUGUUGUUCUUAAACAUGUU
Messenger RNA from Silurus meridionalis, 3120 nucleotides. RefSeq names its product ventral anterior homeobox 1 (gene vax1). The record is from RefSeq and is a predicted model, not a curated record. Bases 806 to 1711 code for a protein of 301 amino acids. The transcript has 3 exons. Lineage: Eukaryota; Metazoa; Chordata; Actinopteri; Siluriformes; Siluridae. Gene Ontology annotation, molecular function: DNA binding; DNA-binding transcription factor activity, RNA polymerase II-specific. Gene Ontology annotation, biological process: brain development; central nervous system development; neuron differentiation.